AUGCUCCAGAACGAUCCGACGUCCCCCGUGAGCCCGCUCGCCGCCUACCCGCCCCUCCCCCCCGCGGAGUCCCGCACCCGCGCACCUGAGUUCUACGGCUUCGUCGCAUGGUCCUCCUCUUCCCUCUUGUUUGUCCUCUACCUCCUCUGGGCCCUCCUCCCAGACAGCUAUCUCCUCCGCCUGGGCAUCUCCUGGUAUCCCAACAGAGAAUGGGCCGUCCUCCUCCCCGCAUACUCCAUCGUUCUCGUCCUCUUGACCUACUUCACCUACUUUGCCCUCGCACUGGCACACACCCCAGCCUUCUCCCAUAUCAGCACGAUAACAGACUCCAGGGCGCAUCUUCCUCCCCCAGAUGUCCCCAGUCCCUAUCUCGCCCAUGCGCAUCCCAACGCCAUCCCAGAGAUGUACGAUAUUCCGAUCGGGCUCGUCAACCGCGUCAUUUACGGUCCCCGCACCCCCCCUGCCGAACUCCCGCCUGCAGGCCGUCCGCACUAG
Fibroporia radiculosa is the source of this 495-nucleotide messenger RNA. RefSeq lists its product as uncharacterized. NCBI's taxonomy places the organism in Eukaryota, Fungi, Basidiomycota, Agaricomycetes, Polyporales, Fibroporiaceae. The transcript has 3 exons. The record is from RefSeq and is a predicted model, not a curated record. The coding region runs from base 1 to 495 and encodes 164 amino acids.